Messenger RNA from Talaromyces amestolkiae, 972 nucleotides. RefSeq lists its product as uncharacterized. Gene Ontology annotation, molecular function: carboxy-lyase activity; hydrolase activity. Lineage: Eukaryota; Fungi; Ascomycota; Eurotiomycetes; Eurotiales; Trichocomaceae. Gene Ontology annotation, biological process: secondary metabolic process. Gene Ontology annotation, cellular component: cytosol; cytoplasm. Bases 1 to 972 code for a protein of 323 amino acids. The transcript is spliced from 2 exons. The record is from RefSeq and is a predicted model, not a curated record.
AUGUCUGGCAAAAUCGAUGUUCACCACCAUUACUAUCCCCCGACAUUCACCGCAGCCCUUGAACGAGCCGGGGGUGACCCCUCUGGUUGGUUCGUCCCUACUUGGACCCUCGAAGCCGACAAAGAGAUCAACGCAGCCUGUGGAACUGGUACCACCAUCCUCUCCAUGACAGCUCCAGGCGCAUGCAUCGAGAAAAAACCCACAGCUGCCGCAAAGCUAGCACGCGAAGCCAACGAAUUCGCAGCAGCUAUCCGCGAUGCCGAGCCCAAAUCUUACGGCUUCUUCGCUUCCCUGCCUUCUCUUCUCGAUACCAGAGAGUCCCUCGAAGAAAUCGCGCAUGGCCUCGACGUCCUCAAAGCCGACGGCGUUAUCCUGUUUACCCGCUACGGCGAGGAUAACCACUACCUAGGUCACCCAGAUUUUCACCCGAUUUGGGAAGAAUUGAACCGUCGCAAAGCCGUCGUAUUUGUGCACCCAACACACGCCGUGGAUACAAAUCUUGUGAAUAAGAAUCUGCCACAGCCUAUGUUUGAUUAUCCGCAUGAGACAGGUCGCACAGCCAUGGAUCUAAUUACUAGUGGCAAUCUACGCCGUUAUCCGGACGUCAAGAUCAUCUUGUCGCAUGCUGGCGGCACUUUGCCCUAUCUCAUUAACCGUGCAGCUGGUAUGCUGCCAUACACACCCGAUGAUAUUGGUCUUUCGGCGCAGGAGAUUAUUGAUGAGGCACGAAAAUUCUAUUAUGACACUGCGCUUUCGACUAGCCACGAAACUCUAGAUCUGCUUUACAAAGUUGCUGGUGCGGAUCAUGUGCUCUUUGGCUGCGAUUUUCCGAAUGCGCCGGUGCCUAGUAUUCAUUUCUUCCGUGACUUGUUUGAUACAUACAAGGUUGAUGGGAGUCGUGAUCAAGUAGAUGUGACGAGGCGGAAUGCGUUGAAAAUUUUGUCGGGGUUGAGAGAGCGUCUUGCAUCAUGA